AUGGUCAAAGCCAAGGAUUCGACAUAUGAGGAGAGUGCGGAAACUCCCGAUGUAUCAGCUAGCAAUAUCUGGCAUGGCUUCACCCAGGAUACCACCUUUCAUGGGGUGCGCUUUGUCACCAUGCACCAGGCAGGCCUUUUCAGAAGACUUGCAUGGGCAGUGGUCAUUCUCGUCGCCAGUGUUUACCUCGUCUACCAGAUCCAGGAACGAGUGCGCUUCUACUCAAAGGAACCAAUCCUUGUCUCCGUUGAUAUUGUAUUCAAUGAUACACUGAAGUUCCCCGUCAUAGCCAUUUGCAACCAGAACCAAUUCAAAUUUAGUGCUGCAGUUAAGGAUAAGUCGAACUCCUACUUAGAACAAUUCUUCAACAAGGAAUUGACUCCCCAUGUCAGCGUCCAAAAGUCUGACCCAAACGCCACAACACCCAUCACGCCCAAACCCCCGGUCGGACUUUGUACGAAAAGCAAAGCAAAUUAUGAAGCAUUCUUGAAUAAAACGUGGGAGUAUCUUCUCAGCCAUCUCGGGCAUCUGCCACAAGACAUGAUCGCCAGGUGUCGCUUUGGUAACGAAAAUUGCAGCUGGGAAAACUUCGAUCCGAUCAUGACAGACCACGGACUGUGCUACAAAUUCAAAGGUCUGAAGUCUCCAACGACAGGCGUGUACAAACUGCCAGACACGAAAACGGCAGGUUCAAAAGCGGGACUCAAUUUACUCCUAAACACUGAAAGUUAUGAAUACUCCCCGGGUCCACACGCAUCCGCGGGCUUCAAAGUGGUGGUCUACGAGCCUGGUGACCUUCCUGUAUUCGGAUCGCAAGGAGAAGGUAUCGCCCCUGGAACAUAUACGUUUGUUGGCUUAAGUUAUGACGAGACACUUCGGAUCAACAGCAAGACAACAAAUUGUACGCAUGGGACCAAACUAAAGUAUUUUGACAGUUACUCGCAGCUGGCAUGUCUUGAAGAUUGUGAGGCCAGGAAGUUUGUGGAGAGGUGCGGGUGCAGGAAGUCUUCGCGCUGGAAGGAUGACGGUACUCCGCUCUGUACAGUGGCAGAUUCGUUAUCGUGUAACGGUAUCGAAAGCACUACCACAAACAUCACCAACACAGGGUGUGUCGUCUGUGACGCUCCAUGCGAAUCCGGAAACUUCCCGACAAGCUUUUCGUUCCUGAAGACCUCCAAAAACGACAUCACAAAACUUGACGGUAAUUUCCUGGAGAAGAUGAUGAAGGCCAACCAGGAGGCCCGUGACCUCCGCAGCAACACCGACACAAAUUUGUACCAGAAGUAUUUAGGUCCAAUGAAAACGUUUAAAGAAACAGCAGUUAACGCCCGAAAGGUAUACGGCGAAAUAUUUUCUGCUGACGUCAACAAGCACAGGGAAAACUUUACGAAGAUGGCUGACAGGUGUAAACACUCCCUGAACAAAACGGCACGAUAUUUCGGGGUGAUGGGUCAAAUAUAUGAUGAGUUCUUCUACAGUCCGGCCUCACUACGCUUCCCUGAUGUGACGCUGGGAGCAAAGACAUUAGCCAUGAACGUCGAAGAGGCACUCAAGAUCAUUACAAGCCAGAAACGAUCCCCGACAACGGACGAAGGAGACUUCGUACGGAUGGUGAAAUUUGAGCUGAAAAACAUGAAUUCCACUCUCCGCGACUCCGUCAGCACGUUAAAGGAUAUCCAGGAGAGAUACACUUCCGCUUCUCCAGUCAUGCCGUACUUGACGCCAGCAGACAUCGUCGCGGACUUACCAACUUACGAUGGCUUCUUCUUCAAAAAGCCAAUCGUUGAUUCAGCGGAGAAUGUAUUGAAUAAGGGACGCUGCAAUGAAUACUACAACCUCGCCGAAGCCAACCAAGCCCACGUGAAAACUCUCCUCGACACAUUGAACUCGCACGAUUCGACAAAACCGGUCGACUGGGCAACAUUUACGGCGAAGAGGGAUUCGUUUAUAACGGAUACGCUGAAAUUAGCCAAUAAACGAGUCGAAGUGAUGAAGAAGUUUCUCCAAGGCGCGAUGGAGUAUGUGGAUUGGAAGAACCAAACAAUGCUUCAGCACGAGGCAGCUUCUAAAGCAAUGACUGACGGAAUGAUUAACGACCUGGAUUUCAGGUUCUCUGACUUCAAAAUAAAUGCAAAAUACGAGGCCUGGGUUGAUAACCUUAAGGAUAAGGGACUUUUGGACAUGAGCAAGAUUGCAAAAGAUGGCAAAGCAGCUGACCAAGGAAUCAGAUCCGAACGCUUUCAGUACACGAUUUAUAAACUUCGGGAGUACCUAACGGAGGCCAAUGCGAGAUUCGCGCGUUUGAAGGAGAUCUUCGAUGUGUGGGAAAACUACGUAUAUUUAGCCAGUCAUCUUGCAAACAACGAAAUAACAUGGGUCCCAGGGGCUGUGCCAAACACCAGGCGGAAGAAUGGAGAGAAAAUGACCGAGGUCGCUCUGGACAUAAAUGCAUGCUGGUAUAUGAUCUCUACAAAAGUUCAGAAAGUUUACUGGAGGCAGUAUUUCGAUCAAGUGAAAGGUGACCUUGAGAGAGUGGUAGAGGUCAUUGCCCCGGAGUUUGAGGACCUGAAAGCAUCGCUGGAUGAGUAUUCUGGAGAACUGGAGCCAACCGGAACAUUCUAUAAGAACAACUUCGCGGAGGUGGACAUGUACUUCCAGGAAAUGUCGUACCGAAAGGUGGAGCAGCAGUUGGCGUAUGACAUUGUCGCCUUACUCAGUGACAUCGGAGGGUCCAUGGGACUUUUGGUUGGCGGGAGCUGUCUGACCGUGAUUGAACUAAUAGACACGGUUGUCAUAGUAUGCCAGCUGUGCCUGACCAAAGCAAAGAGAAUUGGAACGAAAGGACAAACAAAAAACAUACAGUAAACUUAGAACUUGAGACGUAUGCAUCCUACCACCCCUAUCCUAUUCUCGGCCGUCAUUUCAAACUUCUACACUGGGCUGGAACUGCUAAUGUGAUGAAAUAUUUUAAAGGAAUGGGCGGCUUUUUAUUGCAGUAUGUUUGUUCUUCCUCUGGUCCAGCAGUAAACUUUCUUUCUCAACGUGUUUGAUGCUUAUCCAAUUUUGUUUAAGAUAGUAGAAAAACGCGUUAUUCGUUAUUUCUAUUUCGCACAAGUCUUGGCGCGAAAGACCAGUGCACGCCGAGAUCCGAAUUCACGUCACCCCGCUAUUAAGACGCAACGGCAUUUCCAUUUAUCGUCGCAGUUGCGGGGUAAUCAAGAGCCAUCAGCGUGACUUCGGAAAAAUCGAUAUCAGCACCAAGACCCUAGCUCGAGGAAACACCUUACUAGUGCAUCGUUCCACGUGGAAAUGG
Messenger RNA from Lineus longissimus, 3313 nucleotides. RefSeq lists its product as uncharacterized. NCBI's taxonomy places the organism in Eukaryota, Metazoa, Nemertea, Pilidiophora, Heteronemertea, Lineidae. Gene Ontology annotation, cellular component: plasma membrane. Bases 1 to 2865 code for a protein of 954 amino acids. Gene Ontology annotation, molecular function: ligand-gated sodium channel activity. The transcript has 10 exons. The record is from RefSeq and is a predicted model, not a curated record. Gene Ontology annotation, biological process: sodium ion transmembrane transport.